GUUAUCCCAAUAUUAUUGACAGAAUUACAUACUCUCCCCUAUUCCUCUAAUCUCAACCACAUCUCAAGCCCCUAUAUUAUCCGAGUCUAAUAUAUAACGUCCCAGAAGCUAUCCUUGACAAGAUGGAAGGUGAAUGUCUCUGCGGCGCCAUCACCGUAACAAUCAACGACUCGGAACUCUUCUCUCGUCCAAGAGGCCAUUUAUGUCAUUGUCUGAAUUGUAGAAAGACAGCCUCAUCGGCAUUUGGGAGUAAUCUGGCAAUCGAGAGUGAAAAAGUGACGAUUAAAGGGGCGGAAAAUAUGAAUGUGUAUGAAGACUAUGAUACCUCGAGCGGAAAAUGUGUUAGGAGACACUUUUGUAAAACAUGUGGAAAUCCAAUUCAAUCAAUCGCCGAAGCAUAUCCUGGUAAGACCAUUUUGAAGAUGGGAAUCUUCGAGAAAGUAAUGACGCCAGAAUGGGAAAGUUUCGUGAAGGAUAGACAUCCAUGGGUACCAGCAUUGGAAGGAGCGGUGCAAUUCAAGUCGGAAAGUGGUGGAGAGAAAAUGUAGUGAUGUUGGGUUGUUUUGAUAUUUCGAGUUUAAGAUACACCGUAUAUGGCUAUGGUUAAAAUGACAAUAGUUGGAAACGGUUCAUUUGCUAUAAAAUGUCGGUAAUCUUAUGUUAAUUUGAAUGACCAUGUAUUUCCUAUUU
This is a messenger RNA of Botrytis deweyae, 690 nucleotides long. RefSeq lists its product as uncharacterized. The transcript is spliced from 3 exons. NCBI's taxonomy places the organism in Eukaryota, Fungi, Ascomycota, Leotiomycetes, Helotiales, Sclerotiniaceae. The record is from RefSeq and is a predicted model, not a curated record. Gene Ontology annotation, molecular function: carbon-sulfur lyase activity. Bases 123 to 548 code for a protein of 141 amino acids.